GCAAACUUCUCUCGGAUUGAAGAGAUGUCAACGGGUGCAGCGUAUUGCCAACUAACGGAUUUCCUGUUCCGUGGAAAAAUUCCUUUGAGAAAAGUGAAGUGGAAUUCGAAAAGCGAACUCGACUGGAUCUCGAAUUGGCGUCUUCUGCAAACAUCAUGGAAAGAGCUUGGAGUGGAGAAGGCCGUACCAGUGGAACGCUUAAUAAAAGGGAAGUUCCAAGACAAUUUUGAAUUUCUGCAAUGGUUCAAAAAGUUCUUCGAUGCCAAUUGUACAGGAAAUCCUUACCAUCCAAUAUCAGCAAGGAACGGCGAACCGUUGCCUGCUACUGUAUCAACUGGCCCAACCAGACCAGUCCGAAUGCCUGUGAAAAAAGCAAAUCCAACCAAUGGAGUGCAUACUACCGGUACACGAGCGCCAGCUGCCACUACUUCACGAGCUGUUAAUAGAGCAACUAAUGGGACUUCAUCAUCACAUGCCGUAACCUCAGAUUUGAGUGCUGCUCUUAAUGCGUUACAGAUUGAACGGGAACACGGCCGAGAACUUCAAACUCAGCUGGAGGAAGCUUCAACAGCUAUAGAAUCAAUCGAAAAGGAACGUAACUUUUAUUUCUUGAAAUUGCAAAAGAUUGAAACGUAUUGUCAGAAUGCUGGCGAAAAUGCGGAAGUGCCAACGAAACCGAUCUUCGAUGUAUUGUACGAAGUUGAGGAAGGCUUUGCUGCUCCGGAAGACAUUGAAACGAACGGUGUCGACGAAGAAGCUGAAGAGAAUCCGAAUGUAACCGUUACAAAA
Anisakis simplex (herring worm) is the source of this 789-nucleotide messenger RNA. The record is from the annotation of a GenBank genome assembly. NCBI's taxonomy places the organism in Eukaryota, Metazoa, Nematoda, Chromadorea, Rhabditida, Anisakidae.